This is a messenger RNA of Penicillium atrosanguineum, 1284 nucleotides long. RefSeq lists its product as uncharacterized. The record is from RefSeq and is a predicted model, not a curated record. The transcript has 2 exons. NCBI's taxonomy places the organism in Eukaryota, Fungi, Ascomycota, Eurotiomycetes, Eurotiales, Aspergillaceae. Bases 1 to 1284 code for a protein of 427 amino acids.
AUGGAGGACACGGUGGUCCCUUUGUUUUUCAAUUCCUAUCUCUACCUGCCAAAGGAUCCCCACAUUCAGAAUGGUUACAUGGAGAUAUUGCCGUCCCUAUACUCUAAUGCUGAAACCGACUCAUAUCUUUCUAUCAGUACAUUGGCUGUUGCUUUCUUUUCCGUCGCCGCGUGGACUGGUUCAGAACAUUUGCUUCGUACUUCGGAGCGAUACUUUACAAGGGCUCUACCGAAGAUCCGAGACGCCUUGCAAAGGAAUGAAGACGGUGAACUGGAUAGUAUACUUACGGCUAUCCUUUUAUUAAGCACUUAUGAGGAAUUUGUUGCCAUCAAACACUGGGAGCUCCCUCUUAAGGCUCACCUCCGCGGCGCUAUUGCUCUUAUCAAUAGCAGAAGAGAGAAGAGUCUACCAUCAUCGCCAUCAUCCACAAUCUAUAAUGCCGUGGAGAGUCAAAUUGUACGUCACAUUGUUCAGUACCUCUUUGCUCGCCUUCAACUCACAAUUGAACAGAUCAAAACAACCAGAGGCCUAGACAACCCAAUGGUCCCAGCACCCAAACUCUGGCCUCUAUCACCAUCACAGUCAGACUUCCCCUCCUCGCCUCGACUCCUAUUCCAAUCAACUGCCUCUCAACUAGUGAAUCUUCGCCACUCCUGGGAAAAGAUGAUGACACAACCCGAUCCCACCGCCCAUGCAACAACAAUUCUCAACAAAGCAGCAGCCAUUGACAACAACCUCGUCUCCUGGUCCCACCGAGUUCCCCAACACUGGGUCCCCGUCGCCGCAAGCCUGAUUCCCCAAUCUGUCCGCAACGCCGGCAUCUACCGCAACCGCUGCGACUGUUACUCCGACAUGUGGAUCGCAGCAACAUGGAAUAAUUACCGAGACUGUCGAAUCCUUGUCCAGAACAUUAAACUCAGUUGUCUUCAUAUCCAGUCAUCACAUGAUCCGGACGGCCAAAGCACGCAGGCUGUGAAUGCGACGAUUCACAAGUUGGCUGAUGAUAUCUGUGCCUCUGUGCCUUUCUUCCUGGGAAAUCAAAUGGAGUCAGUGCGCAUGAGGCCAGGUCUUGUAGAUUAUCCAUUUGCGGAAACGAGACCUGUUACUCUCACGCACAAACAGGCGGCGCCGUUAAUGGGCGCUUGGUUUCUCUUUGCUGCCUUGAGGAAUCUGCAGAAUUUAGAUCUGGGUUUGCCUGUGGAGCAACAGAAAUGGGUCCAGGGGCAGGUCAAUCGCGUUUUAGCGAUUUAUUUCCAGCGGCCAGAAAUGCUUUUGAAAGGGUGA